AUGACUAUUCUACCCCAAACAACAAGCGAUGAACCUCGCACAUCAUCUCAAGAUCCAUCGCCACCGGAUACAGCCGUGAAAGCGAUCGAAAAGCCGACGAAAGAGGACGUGGAACGCUCGCCGGCAGACUCUGAAAAUGAAGCUUCUAGCAAGAAAAGCAGCGACAUAUACCCCCAAAGCAAUUGGCGGCUGGGAAUGGUUGUGGUCUCUCUGUGUUUGGCUCUAUUUCUCUGUGGCCUGGACCAAACAAUUCUUACCACGGCGGUGCCCAAAAUAUCCGAUGAGUUCCGUGCGCUUGACGAUGUUGGGUGGUACACGGCAGGCUACCUGCUCACGGCGUCUACAUUUCAACUCGCAUACGGGAAGCUCUACAGUGUUUUCUCCGUAAAGAUAGUAUUUCUCGCAGCCAUUGCAUUGUUCGAGGUCGGAUCUAUAAUCUGCAGCGCCGCGCCGAACUCAUCAGCUCUCAUUGUCGGGCGCGCAGUGGCAGGCGUCGGUGCCGCCGGCAUAUUCCCCGGGUCUACACUCGUUUUGGUCCAUUCCGCGCCAUUGGAAAAACGGCCUGCAUUAUUGGGACUUAUGACCGGGACGUUUGGCAUUGCCAGUCUCGUGGGGCCAUUCCUUGGUGGCGUGUUUGCGGAUGGACCGACCUGGAGGUGGUGCUUCAUCAUCAACAUUCCCAUCAGACUCGUGACCGUGGUUGUUGUGCUGUUGUUUGUGCGAACACCCAUCAAUGCUGCAUAUGCGUCGUGGAGCCUGCUCCAGAAGGUCAAGCAUAUACGAAUCCCGGAGCUCAUCGUCGUCAUCGCAUCCCUUGUCUGCCUGGUCUUGGCCCUGCAAUGGGGCGGCUCCAUCUACCCGUGGAGUGAUGGGAGAGUCAUUGCCUUGCUUGUCGUUUUCGGCGUUCUCUUUUUGGGAUUCGUCGGAAGCCAGGUUAUCUUCCCGAAAUCCGCCACGAUUCCCGUCACGAUUGUGAAAAGGCGAAGUGUAUGCUUAUCUGCCCUGUUCGCCAUGACAACCUCUGGCGCCAUGUUCGUCGCGGUCACAUACCUCCCCAUCUACUUCCAAGCUGUCAAGGGUGCGAGCGCCGUGAAGUCGGGAGUUAUGCUACUUCCGUUGAUCCUCGGCUUCUUCGUCAUGUCUAUCCUCUCAGGCAUAUUAACAAGUGCCGUCGGUUAUUACAACCCGUCAAUGAUUCUAGGGCCUAUCUUGGCCUCGGUCGGCGCUGGCCUACUUUCGACAUUCGGCGUGGACACCCCAAGCAAAGAAUGGAUAGGGUACCAGGUCCUUCUUGGCCUCGGAAUCGGGUUUUGCCUCCAACAGCCUUUAAUCGUCGUACAGGCUAUCCUGCCAGAAACAGACGUGUCCUUUGGCGUCGCCCUGAUGAAUCUCUCUCAGAUGCUUGGUGGGGCCAUUUUUGUUUCCAUCUCACAGAACCAACUCCAGAGCCGGCUUGUGUCCGGCGUCUCGGCUGCCUUGCCCCAGCUAGACGCAGCUGCGCUGCUUCAUGAGGGAGCAACUGAGUUCUUGCAUCUUUUGAGCGACUCGGAUCGUGCAACUGUCCUUCCUGUGUACGCCAAGGCACUUUCGACUACGUUUAUGAUCGCCGCUGGUCUAUCUGCGGCCGCGAUGGUGGGCGCCUUGGGUACUGAAUGGAAAUCGACAAAGCAGAAGACGGAGAAGACGGAGAAACCGAGUUCUUGA
This is a messenger RNA of Scedosporium apiospermum, 1704 nucleotides long. RefSeq names its product putative DHA14-like major facilitator ABC transporter. The transcript is spliced from 2 exons. The record is from RefSeq and is a predicted model, not a curated record. Gene Ontology annotation, molecular function: transmembrane transporter activity. Gene Ontology annotation, biological process: transmembrane transport. NCBI's taxonomy places the organism in Eukaryota, Fungi, Ascomycota, Sordariomycetes, Microascales, Microascaceae. Bases 1 to 1704 code for a protein of 567 amino acids.